AUACAAAACAAAUUAAAUAUCAUCAUUAUGAUUAUGAUAAUAAUCAUUGGUCAAAGUAAUGCAUCAUAUUCUCAACAACAACAAAAAUGUCAAAUUAUUAAUGGCGUUAAAAAAUGUAAAAGAGAUGAUGGAGAUUAUAAUGAAAUAUCAACACAAUAUCCAGAUUAUGUUUGGGAAAAUAAACAAAAUCAAACAUCAUUUACCUUUGUUAUUUGGAUCAGUUUUGUAGUAAUGUUGUCGAUAUUUAUGUUUUUUUCAGUUUAUCUAUUAUAUGUUCCAAAAAAAGAUCUAUUUGCACCUGAUCAACAACAACAACAACGUCGAAAUAGAUUAUUACGAAUUAAUUCAGCUAAAAUGGCAACGAAUGGCCAAAUGAAUUCAUUUGGUUAUAGUAAAAAGUUACAAAUGUUUAAUCCAAAUAUUGUACGAACAUCGAUACGUUAUAGUGGUGGUUUACGUGGUUUAAAUGAACAAUAUGGCGGUGGUUCGACACCAGCAAUAACAAACUCAACAACAACAACAACAUCAACCGAAUCAUUAAAAUCAAUCGAUGAUCUAACUAUGAGUAUGAAACGACAACAACAACAACAACCACAAAAUCUAGAUACUGGACCAAUACGUUCACCACCAGAUUUAGGUCAUGAUCAUCAAAAAUUUUAUAAUUCAUUAGGUGGUGGUUUUAUUGUUCGAAAUGUUCAUAAUAAUCAACAACAAUCAAUACAAUAACAACAACAACAGUAAUUUUCGUUUGUUUUUUCAUUUUGAUCGGAAAUAAAGAAAAUCUUUAAACAACCAAUUGAAAUUGUCAUGAGA
Dermatophagoides pteronyssinus (European house dust mite) is the source of this 813-nucleotide messenger RNA. RefSeq lists its product as uncharacterized. The record is from RefSeq and is a predicted model, not a curated record. Lineage: Eukaryota; Metazoa; Arthropoda; Arachnida; Sarcoptiformes; Pyroglyphidae.